Molecule: messenger RNA, 1718 nt
Organism: Lytechinus variegatus (green sea urchin)
Lineage: Eukaryota; Metazoa; Echinodermata; Echinoidea; Temnopleuroida; Toxopneustidae
Product: coiled-coil-helix-coiled-coil-helix domain-containing protein 2-like
Exons: 4
Coding region: 115-537 (140 amino acids)
Biological process (GO): mitochondrion organization
Cellular component (GO): nucleus; mitochondrion
Source: RefSeq, a predicted model, not a curated record
AUUUGUUUGUUACUUCGCUGCUGAUGUAAUUCAUUCACGAAACGAGAUAACACCUCUAUUGGAGAAAAAGUCGCAAAAUUUAACGGUUUUUGUCACCAGUUCACAUAUUUAAAGAUGCCACGAGGAGGAAGAAGUCGUGGAAGGUCCGUUUCACCAGUUCGGUCUUCGCCACCCAGAACGAUGGCCCCAGCCCCUGUUCCACAGAGAGCACCCAUGCAAUCCCAGCAGCCAGCCUCGGCCAUGGGCCAACCACGUCAGCCCGGUCUCCUGGGUCAGAUGGCAGCGACUGCUGGUGGUGUAGCCAUUGGAUCAGCAGUGGGGCAUGCCGUUGGACAUGCCAUGACUGGUGGUGGAAGUAGCCAUCCAGAUGUCACCUACCAAGAACAGCCACAACAGCAACAGCAGCAGCAACAGAACCCUUGCCAGUAUGAGCUACAGAGAUUCAUGCAGUGUGCCGAUACCCAGAGUGACCUCAGUUUGUGCGAUGCGUUCAACAUGGUUCUCAAAGAUUGCAAGAGAGCGAACGGUUUGGCGUAACAGUGGUGAGCGUGAUUUGCCUUAUACUUUCUCAGAUGUCGGCCUCUGUCCACUGCAGCUAUUACAUGCAACAUCAUAUGAUAUGACGUAUUCUUUUAACUGUAUAAGUUAUUAUUGGUGGAACCAAAUUGAACUCUGAAAUUAACUGUUUUAAAUCCGCCAAGCCAUCGGAAUAAAGUUUGUAAGUUUCACCAAAGGAAUGUUAUCAGUAUUUAUUAGAUGCUCGUCAUUGUCAGAAUUAUGAAAGUAAAAAUGUUACCAUGAAUUCAGUUAAUCCUUUGUUCUGCUUUUUCUACCUCUAGCUGCUUGCAUUCACACUAAUUAAGAAAGUUAUGUCCACCCUAACAGCAUGCCAUUGUGAAUAAGCGAGAAAGUCACAAAAAAUUUAAAUCAGUAUGACACUGAUAUGCCGUCAAUAUCGAGUGAAAAUAAGAAAAAUAAUAACGUGUUAAAGUUUUAUUUUAUCUCACACAACAGUUACCCCCGGUAUGUGCACUAGUGACUAUUGAUAGGAGCAAAGAUAUGCACACACUCUCUAUAUUUGUGUUUUCUAUAACGAAAUCAGAAAAAACAGACAAAUUUGUAAAUUGAGAAUUCAUUGAAACAUAAGUUUUUUUAUUUUAAUACUUUUUAUUCAAAUCUCGUUGAGCUGAACAUGCCUAAAUGUUAAAAUUUGAUUCUGUAAUAGCCAAAGUUUGCCUGAUUGGGAUGUUGUUGCAACUUGCAAAUGAAAUUCUCAAACUAUCAUUAUUUCAUGUUUUUAGGUUUUAGGGAAUCAUUUAAGAGUAAAUGUAUUGAUUUUCUUGCUGCAGGUAUUCCUCAAUGAUAUGUAAUAUAUCUUUACCAGGAAAUAUACAUUAAAUAAUGUAACGAGCUUUGGUUCUCUUCAAAUGGUGAUCGACAAUCAUUUAUAAAGAACGCUCAUCUUCUACCGGUAUAUGUAAUAGAAUAUUAUGUAUGUGCAGCAGGACUGAUAAACAUGUUAUGGGAAUGGUCAGAAGUUGCAUGUAUUGUUGCAGUUUUGUGAGCUGAAUAUGACUAUUUGUUAUUGGAUUGUUGCAGCAAUAUUAUGUGUGUUGAUUUGAUUUUUAUCCUGCGUAUGUGACAUUUCAAACCUGAAAAUGUAUCAAAGUAUUUUAUUAUUGUACAUUGAUGAAAAAGAAAAUGUGAAAGUGAAAUAU